Molecule: messenger RNA, 528 nt
Organism: Arabis nemorensis
Lineage: Eukaryota; Viridiplantae; Streptophyta; Magnoliopsida; Brassicales; Brassicaceae
Source: the annotation of a GenBank genome assembly
AUGGGAAACACAUCUUCAUGCGCACCAUUGAUCAUAUCAUCAAACUCAUCAUCAGUAGUAGUCAGAAUCUUAGCUCCUUUCACCGGAACUCUUGACGUUUUCUCAAAACCCAUCAAAACUUCCGACAUCGUCUCUCGAAACUCCGGCAACUUUAUCACCGACUCAACUUUGCUCCAAAUCGGCCACCGAGUCACCGCCGUGUCUCCCGACGAGUUUUUACGGCCGAGACGACAUCUUUACCUUCUCCUUCCGACAGACAUGCUCUUCUCUGUCUUAACACUCGAAGAACUCGCUCUUAUCUCGGACAAAGCCGCAGAGAUACUCAAUGAAAGCCGGUAUAACCAUUUGAAGAGAAUAUUUCCGGUUUGUAUGUUUCCGAUGACCGGAGAUAGAAGAAGAAACUCAUCAUCGGUUAAUGAUGAUGAUCAUGAUGGUGUGGAAAUAAGAGAAACCUUAGAAGAGAAGGUACUAUACGAAUCCAAACAUGGAUCUUGGAGGCCUGUAUUAGAGACGAUCGUGGAGAGCUAA